Messenger RNA from Trachemys scripta elegans, 8315 nucleotides. It is a transcript of the gene SKIL, whose product is annotated as SKI like proto-oncogene. NCBI's taxonomy places the organism in Eukaryota, Metazoa, Chordata, Testudines, Emydidae. Bases 982 to 3054 code for a protein of 690 amino acids. Gene Ontology annotation, cellular component: nucleus. The record is from RefSeq and is a predicted model, not a curated record. Gene Ontology annotation, molecular function: SMAD binding; DNA-binding transcription factor activity, RNA polymerase II-specific; RNA polymerase II cis-regulatory region sequence-specific DNA binding. Gene Ontology annotation, biological process: negative regulation of BMP signaling pathway. The transcript is spliced from 7 exons.
CGCGCCGCCGUCUCCGCAGUGAGGUCACGGGUGGGCGGUGCGUGCGCGGCUUCUGCUCCACUGUUGGGGUAUCGGAGACCCCACGAUGCAGGGUUAUAUAAAAGGAUUGACAGAGAUUUGUAUUACUAGCCCCAAAAAUGAAUCUUGCUGAUGGCCUGGAUCUUAUUUUCAUUGCCAAUAAGUUGGGGUAGGAAAACUGAUUCAUGCUAGGGUAAUUUUUACUGAUGCUGACACUAUAGAGAUGUUUAGUUUCCACCAGCAACCCCGGAUCAGCCUUUAAUUUGUGGAUUUAUCACUGAAUUACUAUAAUAAAUUUCUCCACCACUGGAGGUGUGAUUUAAAUUUGGCUGCACAAUAAAUAAAUAAAGCGACUAAGCUCUGUGCUCGAUCCUGUGAGUUGAAAGGGAUGUGCUGCAUAAGUAUACACACAACUGAAAUUAACUUUUGGAAGAUUUGCAUUAACACCAGCACUGCUCAGUGAGAACAAGUGAUAAUUUUUGUAUUUUAAUACUUAAAUGCAAGCAUAUAAGAAAAGCUAAUAUGUUUUUUAAAAGAAAAACUUAAUCAAUACCAGACUUUUUUUGCACCAAAUCCCAAUUUUUCUACUAGAUUAAUUCAUUGGAAUGAUCUAUAAAUAAUGGUGUAGGGGUAUGAAAUUAUACCCUUUUGUAUGUACAUUGUGCUGUCCAUUUAAUCCAUUUAAUAAAAGAGAACUGAACAAAUAUUUUUAAACCCAAAAUAAAACUUUUGUUAACCCUUCCACCCUUGAAUUUGAUGCUGCUACAUGCAGAACGGAUUACAUUUGUAGCUCUUGAGGUCUAAGGAUUAAAUCCUCACUUUAAGGAGGUGGCACAACAUUUGCUGGGUGUGAGAGAAUUAAAAUAAUUGGAAAUUGGCGUGUUUUUAAGAAAAACAAAACAAACACACAACUAGGAAGAUGCACAUUUCAAAUUUAUUUAUUUAAAAUUCUGCAGUUCAGUGAUGGAAAGUCCACAAACAGAUUUCUCUGUAAGUCCAGGUUCUGAGCAAAAAGAGAGUGAGGUCCAAGAAGAUGGCAGUCCACCAGUAAAAAAAGUAAUGACAGAGAAGCAUGUAAAUAGCAAAGUACAAGCUGUAGUAAAUAAGUUGCCAACAAUAAAGAAGGAAAAUGUGGAUGAAUAUGAAGAAACUCCCAUGGAGUCUGAUGGAGAAAAUGCCAAACCAAACAGUACUACAUUAUCUGAGUCUUUAAAUUUAAAUCCUGGUUUGCAACACACAUUGGCACAGUUCCAUUUAAGCAGCCAGAGUUCACUGGGUGGACCAGCAGCUUUUUCAGCUCGUUAUUCCCAGGAAAGCAUGUCACCCACUGUCUUCGUGCCUCUUCCAUCACCACAGAUACUUCCUAGUCCACUGCUCAUUCCUUCAGACAGUUCCACUGAGCUCACUCAGAGUAUACUAGAGGGAGAAUCUAUUUCUUGUUUUAAAGUUGGAGGGGAAAAGAGACUCUGUUUGCCUCAAGUGUUGAAUUCAGUGCUCCGAGACUUUUCACUACAGCAAAUUAAUACAGUGUGCGAUGAACUGUAUAUAUACUGCUCGAGGUGCACUUCUGACCAGCUUCAUAUCCUAAAGGUUUUGGGAAUCCUUCCGUUUAAUGCCCCAUCCUGUGGGUUGAUCACACUGACUGAUGCUCAAAGACUAUGCAAUGCUUUACUACGUCCUCGCACUUUUCCUCAAAAUGGCACUCUGCUUCCUGCAAAAAACACAUUGGUCCAAUUGAAAGAGACUGGCAGUGCCUUUGAAGUAGAGCAUGAAUGCUUGGGCAAGUGCCAAGGUUUGUUUGCACCUCAAUUUUAUCUUCAGCCGGAUGCUCCGUGUAUCCAGUGUUUGGAGUGCUAUGGAAUGUUUUCACCCCAGACAUUUGUGAUGCAUUCGCAUAGAUCUCCUGACAAGAGGACCUGCCAUUGGGGCUUUGAAUCAGCCAAAUGGCAUUGUUAUCUUCAUGUUAACCAAAAAUAUUUAGGCACUUCAGAGGAGAGAAAACUGAAGCAUCUUUUGGAGGAAAUGAAGGAGAAGUUUAGCAUGAAAAAUCAGAAGAGAAUUCAAUCCAAAGCAGAUCCUCAGGAAAGCCUAGAAUUGCAGCAAUGGUAUCCAGUUAUAAAGCAUGAAGCAGACCCUGUUACUCAAUCACAUUCAUUCGUCCAUCCCAGCUAUUACCUUUACAUGUGUGAUAAAGUGGUUGCUCCAAAUGUAUCCCUUACAUUGCAAUGUAAAGAAGCUACAAAAACAGCAGUCAAGAUUUCAGAAGUAAUUAAAUCUUUACCUGGACAGUCACAGAAACAAGUCAAUAGUGUUAAACACAAAAAAGCUGCCUCCUAUCCAGAGCUCUCUCUUGAAGAGCAGGAAAAAAUCGACUUAAAAACUAGCACAGAACUGCAUAAAAGUGUGGAUCCACCUAUGUCAACUAAUUCUACAAGAAGAGGGAAAUCUGAACAUGUCACUUCCAAAGCCACUGCAGAAUCUAACCAGGUUGAAGUAGGUAAUGGUGCACAAACCUCAUCCCCAACUCCUAUCAAGGACAUCAAUUGUGAAGAUGACAAGGGAAGAAUUAUGGAGGAAGUAAUGAAAACCUACCUUAAACAGCAAGAAAAACUGAAUACUAUUUUACAAAAGAAACAGCAGCUUCAAAUGGAAGUGGAAAUGUUAAGUAACUCUAAAGUUAUGAAGGAACUAACUGAGGAGCAGCAGAAUUUACAGAAAGAACUUGAAUCUUUGCAAACUGAACAUGCUCAAAGAAUGGAAGAAUUUUAUGUUGAGCAGAGAGACUUGGAGAAAAAACUGGAACAGGUGAUGAGGCAAAAGUGUACCUGUGACUCCAAUUUAGAAAAGGACAAAGAAGCUGAAUAUGCAGCACAGUUGGCAGAACUAAGACAGAGACUGGAUCAUGCAGAGACAGAUAGACAAGAGCUCCAAGAUGAACUGAGACAAGAACGAGAAGCAAGAGAAAAGUUAGAGAUGAUGAUUAAGGAACUGAAGCUUCAGAUUUUGAAAUCUUCAAAGAAUGGAAAAGGAAAAUAGAAGUUGGUAGAGGGAAUCUCAGUUGUAUCCUUCAAACUGGGUUGUUUGUAGUUGAAUUGUGCGCAGUUUACCUGUAUGAUAAGACAAGGUAUUUCUAGUUCCCAAAACAAAAACCAUGGUGAUGAUAUAUAUCUUGAUAUACAUUUUUAGAUUUUCUUAACUAAUGAAAAUCUGCAUUUAUUUGUACUGGUGUUUUUUCUCAGACAGCUAUUAACAAUAUGAAACAUUUUGUUUUAGAACAAUUUCCGCCUAUAUUUCUAAUGCAGGCUUGAGGACUCUGCACCUUUUUAAAGCAGCAUUGUAUGUUUAAAAUAUAUUGUGGUCAUUUUUAUUUUGCUACCUAUUGCAUAUCCAGUUAUAGAAAUAUAUAUUUUUUAAUUUUGAAUUUUUCAAAACCUAAAAUAGAAAAACAGAAUUUAGGUUACAGUGAGAAAUUCAGUGACAAUAAGGGCAGCUUUUCAUUUGUAAAUUAAUGCUGCAUGUUGGCAUGCUGAUAAAAGGAGAUUGACCAUCAGAAAUUUAAUAGCCAGAGUUUUUUUCCAUAAUUUUACCUGUAUGAAUUUUCAAACUGUUAUUUUUAAUAGUUGCUAUUAAAUGUCCAUUAUCAAAAUGAAAGAAUUUCAAAAUCUAAGUUGCCGUAUUCUGUUGGCACUUUGGAGGAGGAUAACAUUAUUAUGCAUUUCAGUGUGAAAAGGAACAACUGAAAUGGAAUCCUGUGUAUUUUAAAGUUUAAAAAUCUCCCAUCUCCCCUCUUUCUUUCCUCACCCCCAGCCUUUUCAGGUAACAGCGAAGAAAGUCUUUAAAAAAAAAUUGGGGGCUAUAUUGUAGAAACCUUGAACAUUUGGAUUAUUAACGUUGUUUUGAAAAUAUUAAUGCUGUGGAGAAUAACGAUUGUUAUCAUUCAUAUGUGUUAGUUAUUUUGAUAUCCAAAAGUCUCUCUUCUCUGCAGAUUUCUUUUAGUAUGUAGAAACAGGCCUUAUUGACAUUUAGGUAAUUAGUAAAAAGUUAAAAAAAAAAAAAAAAAAAAAAAAAAGUGAGCUAUGACACUUCGAAAGUCAUUUUGAUACUUUGUAUGGUUAAAUAACAUGGCAAAUAUUACCAUAAUCUGCAAAAGUACUGCAUGUUCAACCCAUAAUAUUUAAAAAUGGAAAGAAGUACAGAAUCCCUAUAUUGGUGUACCUGACAUUAAUGUUGAAAAAUUCUGGUCUCAAAGGGUUAGAUUUAGAAUGCCUUAUUAUUAGAAUCCUGACAUAUUAAAUGCAUUAUUACAAAAUUGGGUGAAAAAAUAGUCUUUUGCUUCUUUCCAAAACGUCUGAAGGAUCUCUAAUGACAGACUUUAGUUGUUGAUUAGAAAUACUUUUAGUAGUUCCAUGUUCUAUAAUCUGAAUCCACUGUUAACUGAAAUUGUUUUGCUAUGGUGUUUGUGUCUUUGUUGUUCUCUCCAGGGUUAAACUAGUGUUAGAUAAAACCAUGAAUAAAAAUGUCUGCUUCCAUUUUUGUUCUGAAUGAGCUAAAAUUAAAAACUUUGCAUGCAUUUUAAUUUUUUCACUAUCUAUUUCAAAGAAAUAGCAAAUAUUGUACAAAGAAAGAUUAAGUUGGCAUAUGUGCCAUAUACUGCUUGUUCAAGUUUGGAGAGGUAAAAUUAAGAAUAUGUGUUGGGCACCCUUUUAGAAUUUUAAUAAAUUCUUAAUAUCCCAUCUACACUGAGGAUUAAAGCAGGUUAAAUGAAGCAGUUUGAAACAUUGUGUCCCUUGCCAUUAUGGAUUACAGAGCACAAAAUUUUCUCUCUGGUAUCUUUGGAUCAUUCUUUUAAAAAUAGGUAUACCUAUCUACACUGGGCAAGUCAAACUAUUUAAAGGGAGCUACGGGGUGGGGACAAAAGUUCCUGUUUGCUCCUUAUAUGCUUUUGUAUUCAACGUCAUGUCCAUUUGCUUUAAAGACAAAAAAAAGUCUUACUACUGUAUACAUAGUCAAUACAGCUAUGGGAGAGUGAGCUGUGUUCUAGUCUAGUUUACAUACCAAAAAAAACUGUUGACCACAUUCCAGCUGCAAAAUCCUUAUUCUUGGAUGUUGGAGCCUGAAAGAACACAGCUUGACUCUCAGCUCUCAGGUUGUGAGUGCUAGUUGACAGCUGGGAAAAUACCCUAUCUUCUGGUAAACUGAAAAUGUUUGAUCUGAAUGUCAUCGAGGCAGUAAAGAAGCCCAUUAUACCAUUUUUACUUACAUUUCAGAGCGUAUCUUGCACUUCAAACGAUGUUGGCUCACAUAGUUUAAUUGCCAGUGUAGAUAGGGCCUAAAGGGGUUGUUUAAUCGUCUUGAACUAGCUGAUUUACCACAGUAUUUCAUGUAUUAGUAGUUGAAUGGGUAGAGUCCUCACUGGAUAGUUACAGUAGUAGUAAUAUAUUCAAUUUUCACUUUUAGACUCUGUCUACGCUAGGUGAUUUCUGCAAAAUAUUCCCAUUGUUGUUGCCGCUGGUUCAGCUCACCAGUGGUAACAACAGUGGGAGUCCAGUGCUACUGUAGGCAGGGCUCCAUGGAUCUGCCAACAUUGUAAUCACAUGCUAUCUAACUCUGUUCAAAACCCGACUAUAUGACACAGUGUUUAAAAUGCUAGUGGCUACAGUCUAUACUAGUAUUCCCAUUACUGCAACCAGAGGUGGAGCUGUGGUAAGUUUUAGCAAAACAAUUCCCAUUGCAGAUAAGGCCUCUUAAUUAUAAAAUAAUUGUCUCAAAAAGCCACUUAAAAUUGAUUAAAAUCUUUUAAAAGGUAACUUUGUAAAUAUAUCAUUUAAUUCUAAAAUUACAAUAGUUUUAAAUUACUGUAAUCCUCCUACAUUUUAGGUUCUUUACAUAACACAAUUUCCACAUGUGUAGACUUAAUUUUAUACAGAUUUUAAGUAAUAAAAUAUAUACAAAUGUGCCAUAGAUUUUGUGUCCAUAGUCAUUGAAAGAUAGUUUUCUAGUAAAUUGUAAAUACUGUAUAAGUUCUAGAAUAAAUAGUUUUAUGUUGAGCUGUUUUACUGACUUAGAGUAAUUAUGAUGAAUUGCUUAUUUGACAAUGUAUACAGAGACUUAGAAUGCCCAUUUAGAGAGACUGCUGGCAAAAGUUAAUCUGUCAAUAUGAACUUAAUCUCUUAGUCUUAUGAUGCUAAUUUUAUAUACUAAUAGUGAAGUUUGUUUUGAUUCUAGUUUCUGUGUAUUGGUCUUUUACAUAGGAAGUUUGUUUCCCAGAUUUUCCUAAUAUUAAUUUUUUUUAGAAAAAAGCUAAAAUAUUCUUAAUUUUAAAAGCUUCAUUAAUGAACACCUAGAAGCAAAGUUGCCUCGAGCACUUUUGGAAGAAAAUAAUUAAUAUUCAACACAAAUACCUAGUUUAUUAAUAUACAUUUUAAUUUAAAGGAAAACUUUCAUAUACUAGGUACACUCGACUCUGCAAGAAUAAUGUAAUGACUUUAGAAGAGUAGUAAAUCUUUUGUAAUUUUGGAAGCUGUAAAAUCACCCAGAUUCACAAAUGCAACCAUUUAACACUAGAUAAAGAGAGGUUAGCAAAAUCUUGAAGUUAAUUCAAAGAAACUUUGCUUUAGUUUUUGUUAUCCUUUAGUUAUCCUUUAACUUUAGUAUCUGGCUAAAUAUAGUGGUUAUGUUUUACAUUCUUGAAGUAAUUUUAUUCUAUAUUUAAUAUAUUAAUAGCUUAGAUGUAAAAUUAUUUGUAUAUAGUAAAGGUAAAAUGCAAUUAGUGAAGUAGGCAAAGUUAGAGGGCGUAUAAAGCUACUGGUAUGUUGGCCUGUCAGGCACUGCUCAGGCCCACCUUUUGAAAGUCAUGAACAACUUUUUAUUCAUACAUUCUUGGCUUUAGUUUGAAAAAAGCAUUAAAUUAAAAUUGAAAAAUUAAAUUUUCAAUUAACUAUAAUUAUGGGAUAUGAAAUUUUAGAAACAUUUUUGUAGGAUUAGUUGUGAAGUUGGCCUUGAAAUACUUUCAUAGUCAGCUUCCUAAAAUUUACUUCUUGUUAGUAGGGUAUAUAUUUUGACUAGACAGUAAAAAUAUUGACUUUGUAUUUUUUCCCCUGCACUUAAUCCAUGUAAUUAAUCCACAUGACAGAACUUUUUAUAGUAUGGUAAAGUUAACAAAAUACUUAAAUACACCUAUCUAUAAUUCUGUGCUUGCAAUGGUUAAGUAAUUUUAUCUAAGCUGUCAACAAUAAAAUAUCUUAGUACAAAAAGCUGCAGAUUUCAGUAAUGUUACAUUUGUUUGUUGCAUUUUUAGUAUGAGAGGCAGUCAUACAUUUUCCUUACUGGAAUGUUGGUUCUAGUAUUUUAUAUUUGUUACAUUUCUCCUUUAGUUCAAAAGGACAGUCAGUUUUCUGCCUAGUAGUCACUUUUGUGAAAGUAAAGGUCACCACUUUACCAACUGCAUGGUACAUUUCAUGAUAUGUCUCCAUUAUUAUUAAGGAUAGAAAUUUUAUUUUCUGUUGGGUUACUAUUUCAGUUGGGAAAACUCUUGAAAAAUUGGUGGGUUGAGACAUUUCUUCAUCAAGCACAGCAAAUGAAAGGGUUUUAAAAAUAAAGCAAAACACUUGAAAAUCAGCUAAAUGUAAUAAAAAUCUAUUAAAAUAUUUUUCUUCAAAUGUAGAUACCUCACUUGAAAACAAGGAAAGCACAGUUGUACUGUAUUUAAAAUAAUUCUAGGAAAUAUAAAAGUUUGUCUAAAAAUGUUUUGCUGCGGUUAUGUUGCCUUCCAGGGUAAUAAGGUCUGUGAUUGACUAAAUCUAUUUUUGUGUUUUCAUGCUCACUGUUGGAAGUAUUUAUUGAUGCUGACAUGGCAGUAUAAUUAAUCUUUCAAAUACAAAGAAUAACUGAUAAAACAUUGUAGAAUCUAUCUCUAAUCAAGGCAACAAGUGGAAUAACUAUUCUGAAAUUAGUAAAAAGCCUGAGAUAAAAUGAUCAAUGCAUUCAACAAUUUUUAAUUUUCUGCCAAUGAUGUACAGUUUUAUGGUUAGCAUUGCUGUGGUUGCAUUACAUGACAUGCAAAGCUGUCCUCUACCUCACGUGAGAUUAACCAAUAUUUUAUAUGGUUUUAGUAAAACAAGAUGCAUCUAUCUGGUCACUUAGUUUACAAAUUUUGAAUUAUAUUUAUUGAAACAUGACAUACUGUGCUCUUAGCUUAUACCUCAAUUGUAUUUUGUGCUGUUUUCCAUUUUCAUGCCUUGUAAAUAUUCUGUAUAGAUUGUGCAUUCAAAUACAAAUAAAGAACUGUACUGUCAAAA